AUGAACCCCUCACCGCAUGGCAUCGCGGCCGGCCAUGCUCAUCCCGUUGCCAUCCCCCGGCAGCAGGUGAGCAUCGAGCGCCUGCCCGCGCGGCGCCAGGAGACGGGCCCGCGCGAGUCCAUGAACUGCAAGUCGUGUCGCAAGCGAAAGAUCAAGUGCAACCGGUUACGGCCAACAUGCGAGGCCUGUCAGAUUUUUCAGUGCCCUUGCGUUUAUGAUGCCGUCCCCAAAAAGCGCGGUCCCAAGACGGAUGUGCUGGAAGCGCUGCUCAAGCGGGUUGACGGGCUCGAGGCCAAGCUCAAGGAGAAGAACGCCGAGGGAUCAUCGUCAAAGGACGAAGACGCCGGAAACGAUGUGACCCCUGAAGAGUCUGAUGGUAAUGGGGCCGAGCCAAUGGAGCCGCCCCUGAAGCGAAUUGCUAGCGGGUCAGAUAAUGCGCCCACGAGCACCUCAUCGCGGGUGAAUUCAUUGGUUCUGGAUCCAAGAGAAUCGCCGGCCUCGCCAGUACAGGUCGACACGCUCCUUCACACCUACUUUACCCGCUCUCAUGGCAAACCGUAUUACAUUGUCGAUGAGUCGUCCACGAGACAUCGCAUUCAGUCCGGCCAAGCGCCCCAUCACCUGUGCUGCGCUAUCUGGGCUGUGGCUGCAAGGCUCACUCCUCAUCCUCAAGGCGCUCAGGCUGCCGUGCAACUCAGCGAGGAUUAUGCUGCACGGGCAAGACAAUCAAUGGACAUUGACGAGCCGUCAAUCGAUGCUCUGCAGACCCUGUUGCUUCUCGUUCUUGCCUUCAUUGCGUCUGGAAAAGGAAAGAAGGCACAUAUGCUCAUGGCAAACGCCAUUGGUAUGGCGACAGCUCUUGAGCUCCAUCGUGAGGUCGAUACGCAGGCACCAAUUGGACUGGCAGAUCGAGAGUUGAGGAGACGGCUGUUCUGGACGUGCUACAUCCUCGAUCGGUUCCUGACAUGUGGUUCCAAACGGCCAUCGCUGAUACGCGACAAGGGCAUCGCCCUCCGCCUGCCAUCGUGGUCCCCUAGCCCCUCUGCCCUACCCAUCGAUGGCGAAUUCUUCCAACGCGGCUCCAACGUCCAGUACUUCCAUGGUAAUGGCAAAAAGUCCCAGGGUAGUACUGGCAUGCUCAUCGACAUCACUCGCAUCCUGGGCAUCACCAACAGGUAUCUUGCGGCCGGCGGCGUCAAAGGGGACUCUCAUUUUCCCUGGCACUCGUUGUCAACGUUGUCAAAGAUUCGCCAAGAACUCGACUUUUGGGCUUCCGGCGCCGGGGAGAUGUUUUCCGGUCUGCAUGUGCUGUUUCGACAACCAGAGGCAACAAUCCUCGUCCUCGGCAAAUUCAUCUAUCAUCUCAUCCACUGCCUGGUCUACCGACCCUUUCUACCUAUCGAUCUGGCGGAGUUGGCUGGCAACGGCCAGCAUCAGUCAUGGCAGAUUGAGGCGACCAACAUGUGCUUUCUGCACGCGAACGCCAUAGCGGAGCUGAUUGACUUUGCCCGACAAGCAAGCACGAUCGAGUGGCCUGCAAUCGUCGGGUACUGCAUAUGCACGGCAGCGACGGUGCAUAUCCACGGCACACAUUACACCAACACCAGCGCCCUUGGCGAGUCGAACGUCUUCAGCCAAUCGUCGGAGUCCCUGUCGCGGGAGAUGCAGACGCUAAGUGAGCUCCAAUACGCUUGGGCCAACGUGCAGCAUGAACGGGAUACUCUGCAGGGUAUCUACAACGCCCACGGCGAAUUGGUGAAUGCCAUGCUCGGCAGCGCGAUGCGGUACACGCCUGGAUUCCAUCUCGAGGACUUUUUCGACCGGUAUUCGAACAUUGGCGGUCCUGGUGGCAAGUCUUUCCGCUUCGACCCUGCCCACCUAAGCCUCGCAGACACUGUGGUGGAUUUCUUCGUGGGAUCUUAUGCAGGAACUGCGGCUCAAGCAGCGCAGGCGGCCAGCCACGCAGAACGGCCGAAGCUGAAGCGCAAAGCCACGUCCUUGAGCCAGCAAACCCAACGGCUCGACGUGCGGGGACAGCCCACACCUGGGGCAUCGGCUCCCCUGCCGUCACCCGAAGCGUCAAGAGCCGCUUCAUACCAGCCAGGAGCCGUGCAGCCAUCACAGGCCGGGCCGUCUCCGCCACAGGCGCAUUACGAGAAUCCGGAGUAUAGCCAGAGCACCAGCAAUAUACGGAACACGAUGCCGCCGGUACCCGCACCGUCGGCUUCGGGCCAAGGGCAGGCGUAUGGCGUGUCGCCUUUGACGCCGCGGACCGCGGGACAGGGCAUGCCGUCGUUGUCUGGCACUGGACUCAGCCCCUACGGGUAUGGCUCUGGCUUCACGCCCGGCAACACGGGCCAGAUUUCGGGCAAUGACAGCAAUCCAACAUACGACCCCAUGUUUGGAACACUACCGACGAAUGCUUUUGGCAGUCCUGCCACGUGGACUGGCGACGAUGGCCAGCAGAACAAGAUGAGCAUUCUCAACUCGGGCGCUCCGGCACCGAGCCCGGGCACCAAGAGUGCCAAGAGCGGCAGCACUGGCACGACGCAAACGGAUGAAAAGGACCCGUUUUUGAGCCUACUCGAGCAGCUGGCUGAGGACGAACAGAGGUUCAACACGGGGACGGGGAACGAGCUCGACUACUUCCUUGCGGGAAGUGGGGGUAACGCUUGA
This is a messenger RNA of Purpureocillium lilacinum, 2676 nucleotides long. RefSeq lists its product as uncharacterized. Gene Ontology annotation, cellular component: nucleus. The record is from RefSeq and is a predicted model, not a curated record. Gene Ontology annotation, biological process: DNA-templated transcription; regulation of DNA-templated transcription. NCBI's taxonomy places the organism in Eukaryota, Fungi, Ascomycota, Sordariomycetes, Hypocreales, Ophiocordycipitaceae. Gene Ontology annotation, molecular function: zinc ion binding; DNA binding; DNA-binding transcription factor activity, RNA polymerase II-specific.